AAUAUAUCUUUAUUUUGUUUCAGGUGGUAUGUGCAAAAAGAACUUCAAGAAGAAAUGGGGAAAGAAACUCAAAAAAGGGACUUAAUUGAAGGAAUUUGAAAUGCAAGGCCAAAUUACCAAAAAUCAUACAAAACUUCCUUCCCCCUUGCUUGGUGCACCUGAGCCUGCGCCCUGCUACACCCUACUACGCCCCUUUUUGCUUGCUGCACUCUGCACUGCUGUGCCCCCUACUUGCUGCAAUCGCCUGCGCCCUGCUUGUUGCACCCUGCACUCUGCUGUGCCCCUACCUACUCUGCUGCGCCUCCUGCACUCUGCGCCCCAAUCCCGCGCCUCUACACUCCUGCUUGCUAUAGCCCUGUCCUUGCCUCACCUACCAAAAAAACAACGCAUACUAGACAAAAUUGGCAUCAUCAGUGAUUGACAGAGCAAGUUUUAUUUAUUUACUUAUUUCAUUUUUAUUUUAUUUUAUUAUUUGGGUAUAUAUAUAGAAAAAAAAUCAGAUCAGGAAGGGGUUUUUUUUUUUUUUUCUUUUGUUGAUUUUUGGGAGUCUCCGUCUGGGUUUUCGAGAGAAGUAGAGGGAGAUUUCAUGGAGAAGAAGGAGGGGGUUCUUUUGGCUUGAGUCUGGUGUUGACAGCGGAGAAAAAGAGGGGUUUUUCUGUUGGAAGGAGACUGGUGUUUGAGAAAGGAGAUUAUCAAGUUGCAAGAGGGAUUUCAUCUUUGGUUGCCAUUGUUAGGUAUAGCUCUGAACAGGGUUUUUUUUUUUAGGAAAAUGGUGAAGAAGAUGAUGGGAACUUGAUCCCGUGGGUGGGAUUCCUCCCACCAAAUCCAGAUCUGUUUUCCUCUAAAAAAUCCGUCGUGUUUGUUUUGGUUUUUUUUUUUUUACCUUCUCUGUUGAUGUUUUCAUGUUCUUUUAUUUAGAUCUGGUGUUAAGCUUAUGUAUGCCUUUUGUGGAAAUGAAAAAUGAAAAAUAAA
Rubroshorea leprosula is the source of this 972-nucleotide messenger RNA. NCBI's taxonomy places the organism in Eukaryota, Viridiplantae, Streptophyta, Magnoliopsida, Malvales, Dipterocarpaceae. The record is from the annotation of a GenBank genome assembly.